CUAGCUGCCAUUACUUUCCCAACAACUCCUCAAAGCCAAGUGACACUCUCUUUCUCCUCCAAAACCCUCACCAAUGUCAGCUCUCCUAAACCCAAUUGCCCGGCUCUUCAUCAGCAUUCUGUUCACGGUAUCUAUUAGGGCCGCUGUUGGAGUUAGUCAUGGUGCGUGUAACGACACCUGCGGUACAAUCCCAGUCCAAUUCCCUUUUGGAACUGGAUUUGGAUGCGGCCACCCUUUCUUUGCAAGAUAUGUCAAAUGCAGCGUGGGGACACUUGAGUUCUCUACUGUCACGGGCAUUUACACUGUUUCCUCCAUUGACUAUCCAACAAGAACCGUCAUUGUGACAGACCCUCUCAUGUCAAAUUGCUCCUCAAUGCAGAACUCUGGAAGCUUCAGCUUGGAUCGAGCCAGCCCCUUCACUCUAACAGACGACAACAUCUUUGUUCUGCUAGGCUGCUCCACAACAUCCCCUCUUUUCGAUCCGAGUGUAGAUUCGUGCGAUACUGGGUCAAGUUCUCGAGUUUGUAGAGGUUUGUAUUCCUGCAAAGCGGUAACUGGAAUUGGGUUGCCGCAGAAUGCACCCAUAUCCACAUGCUGCGUUUAUGACUCACCAAAAGGCGUAGGCUAUUCUCUGGAUCUUCCUAAACUCCAAUGCUCUUCAUAUACUUCAAUUUACGAAUUUGGGGACGAGGGGGAUCCAACGAAAUGGAGAUUCGGGAUUUCUUUGCAGUACAAUGAUUCCUAUUACACAGAUGCAUGCAAGGAUUGUGAAAGUAGUGGAGGUUUAUGCGGGUUUGCUGGAAUGGAAGAGUCAUUUGCUUGCAUUUGCAAGGAUGGUGUGAACACUACAACUAAUUGCUUGGGACAUGGGUAUGCGUGGAACGGUGGGACAUGGGAACCCAAAAUUCAAGCAAAUAUGAUCAUUGGAGUAUGCGUGCUCUUGUGGACUUUGCUAUCUUUUUGAACUUUGAGGCAGUAUAUGGGAAUUGUUUGCAAAAUGCCAAUUCCUUCAUUUGAUUGAACUACAAUUGAUAAAUUAGUAAUGUCUUUUCUUCUUCUUUUUCUUUUUCCUUUUUUUUGACAAUAUUAUAUAGUAAUAUCCGAUGAUUUUUGAAUUGUUCCAUCUUACCAUUUGCUUAGAUGCUACAACAUUAACUUGUUCUCUGUAUGUACCAAAUAGUUGUUAAUAUCAACAUGGACUCAAUAUACAUUGAUACCAUAA
This is a messenger RNA of Rubroshorea leprosula, 1222 nucleotides long. NCBI's taxonomy places the organism in Eukaryota, Viridiplantae, Streptophyta, Magnoliopsida, Malvales, Dipterocarpaceae. The record is from the annotation of a GenBank genome assembly.